Molecule: messenger RNA, 3869 nt
Organism: Bufo bufo (common toad)
Lineage: Eukaryota; Metazoa; Chordata; Amphibia; Anura; Bufonidae
Gene: SATB1
Product: SATB homeobox 1
Exons: 11
Coding region: 1386-3752 (788 amino acids)
Biological process (GO): regulation of transcription by RNA polymerase II; chromatin remodeling
Molecular function (GO): DNA-binding transcription factor activity, RNA polymerase II-specific; RNA polymerase II cis-regulatory region sequence-specific DNA binding
Source: RefSeq, a predicted model, not a curated record
CCUGCUAACUCCCCCUCAUCCAUCUACCCUGAUAAUUGCCCCCUCCCUCCCUCCUCCCGCUGCACCAAUGCCCCUUCCCCGGACUUCCCUGUAUAUUCCCCAGCCUGAUUCCAUUUAUUCGAGCCUGCCGCUCUCCUCCCCCUCUCAUCAUGUCUCUCCUCCUCCUCCUCUGUCUCUCUCCCAGGACGUCGGCUGAUCCGGGGCCGCCAGGGAAGGGCUUGGGGCUGCAGGAAGGGAGCUGGAGCUCCGGCGGUGGCCUGGCUGCUUCUAUUUUGUAUUAAAAUGAGGAGGAGGAAGAAGAAGCUGCAGCAACAGCACCGACAUCUACUGGGAGAGCGGCGGCGGCGGCGGCAGAAUCCUCCUUAUUAUUAGCCCGAGCGAUAAUAGAGAGCGGCGGCGGCAGCAGGAGGAGGAGGAGGAGGAGUGAUGAGUCAAUACAACUAAUAAUUUAAUGGGGACACAGAAACGCAGAGAGAGAGAGAAGCAAAGCAGCUCCGGACACAACACAAUACACAGCACACAGCACACCCCUGACUGGAGCAGCACAACUCCCAUCCUCUGCCCAUUGUGGACGGAGAAGACCCUCAUCCUCCUGCAUUGUGAGAAACUACUGAGCACUUCCCUGCCUUCCUCCCUCCCCCUGUGACAAGGACUGGAGCUGCUGCUCUCACUUUCCUCACUUGUCUUUUCUUCCAUUUAUUGUUAUUAUUUAUUUAUUUCUCCUACUCCCCCCCCCCCUCAUUCCCCCAUCUGUGUUAUCAGCUCCCACCCCUACCUACCUCCCAUCUACUUAUACAUACAGGUCCACCUGUCAACUACUGCCUGCCUGGGAGAUCAGCUCCUCUCCUCAGAUCCUGGAAGAAACUUUGCUGCUUUUUAUUUAAUAUUAAUAAUAAUAUUAUUAUUUUUAUUUAAUUUUUUUUUAAAUGGACCUAAGCGGAAGGCGGUAGUAGCCGCCCUCUGUUAUCUGGCACCCCGUAUAUACUUGAUCUCCAUCCCCUGUUGUCACUAUGCUGGGGCUUGAUUUGAUUGCAAGCUUCUUGGACACGUCUCCAGACUGACCGAGUGACUGCUCCCAGCUGCUGCUUCUUCCUCUUCUGAGAAUCUCUUGAGUAUUGAUCUACUUUUUUUUGAUCUGUACAGUUAUCAGGCUCGUCCUCCUCUUGCACAUUUUGCUCAUCGCUACUAGAUCUUUUUCUUUUAUCAUUUUUUUUUUUUCCUCCUCCAUUUUGGGGAAGAACAUAAAGAUAUAAAUAUAUUGAAGAGAGAGAGAGAGGAUUGCUGGUGGGCUGCAAGAAGGAGCCCCGUAAAAGUGAGGACACCAGGCUCUCUUGCCUUGAAAAUUUUAUGUUGUGGAGCGGUGAUCCUUAGAGGCGGGACUGAGCAUGGAUCAUUCGAACGAGACAACUCAGGGGAUAGAACAUUCAGAAAUGUCUAACAAUGUAAGCGAUCCAAAAGGUCCGCCAGCCAAAAUAGCCCGCCUUGAGCAGAAUGGAAGUCCUCUAGGAAGAGGAAGAAUUGGAAGCACAGGAGGAAAAAUGCAAGGGGUGCCACUUAGACACUCUGCACACAUGAUGAGGAGCAGUAUCCGAAAAGGAAACAUGCUUCCAGUUUUCUGUGUCGUGGAACAUUAUGAAAAUUUCAUUGAGUACGACUGCAAAGAAGAACAUGCAGAAUUCGUGUUGGUUAGGAAGGACAUGCUUUUCAACCAGUUGAUCGAAAUGGCUCUGCUCUCCCUCGGAUAUUCUCACAGCGCAGCUGCCCAGGCCAAAGGGCUAAUCCAGGUUGGUAAAUGGAAUCCAGUUCCACUCUCCUGUGUGACAGAUGCCCCCGAUGCAACUGUAGCAGACAUGCUUCAAGACGUCUUUCAUGUGGUCACCCUGAAAAUACAGCUGCACAGUUGCCCUAAACUUGAAGACUUACCUCCUGAGCAGUGGUCCCACAUAACAGUUCGCAACGCUCUGAAGGACUUACUGAAAGAUAUGAACCAGAGCUCACUAGCUAAGGAAUGCCCUCUAUCACAGGUAUCGGGACUUAACCUUAUUGACAGCGGUAAUCUUGUCAACAGUCCAACACCCGGCGUCACUUGUCUGAGUAUGAUUUCUUCCAUUGUGAACAGCACUUACUAUGCAAAUGUCUCAGCAGCAAAAUGUCAAGAAUUUGGAAGGUGGUAUAAACAUUUCAAGAAGACACGAGAUAUGAUGGUUGAUAUGGAAGACCUGUCUGAACUAUCUCAACAAAAUACAAAUCAUGUGAACUUUGGUCAGCAGCCUAUUCCCGUUAAUAGCCCCGAAAAGCCUUCCUCCCCCGGACAGCAUUCUCUCAGCAGUCAGACAACCGUGCGGACGCCACUUCCCAACCUGCACCCAGGACUUGUAUCUACGCCUAUCAGCCCUCAGUUAGUGAAUCAGCAGCUGGUAAUGGCUCAGUUAUUGAACCAGCAAUACGCAGUGAAUAGACUAUUAGCCCAGCAGUCCUUAAACCAACAGUACUUGAACCAUCCUCCUCCUGUCAGUAGAUCUAUCAACAAGCCUUUGGAGCAACAAGUCUCGCCCAACACAGAGGUGUCUUCCGAUAUCUAUCAAUGGGUACGUGACGAAUUGAAACGAGCAGGGAUCUCGCAGGCAGUAUUUGCACGUGUGGCUUUCAACAGAACUCAGGGCUUGCUGUCGGAAAUUUUACGAAAGGAAGAAGAUCCCAAGACAGCAUCUCAGUCAUUACUGGUAAAUCUACGGGCAAUGCAGAAUUUCUUACAGCUCCCUGAAGCUGAGAGGGACCGAAUAUACCAGGAUGAAAGGGAAAGAAGUCUCAAUGCAGCAUCCACCAUGGGUCCAGCACCUAUGAUCAGCACACCACCAGCCCGUCCUCCACAGGUCAAAACAGCAACCAUUGCAACCGAGAGAAACGGAAGCCUGGAGAACUGCAGCAUGAAUAUUAAUGCUUCCAUCUAUGAUGAGAUCCAGCAGGAAAUGAAAAGAGCUAAAGUAUCCCAAGCGCUAUUUGCAAAGGUUGCAGCUUCCAAAAGCCAGGGGUGGUUGUGUGAAUUAUUGCGAUGGAAAGAAGAUCCUUCACCAGAAAACAGGACUCUGUGGGAAAAUCUCUCCAUGAUUCGAAGGUUUCUCAGUCUUCCCCAAACAGAAAGAGAUGUUAUUUAUGAACAAGAAAGUAAUGCAGUUCAUCAGCAUGGUGAACGACCAUCCCAUAUGAUCCAUGUUUCUGCAGAACAGAUUCAGCAGCAACAGCAGCAUCCACAACCGCAACAACAGCAACUACCACCACAACAGCAGCCACAGCAACAAACGCCACAGCCACCAGGUCCAAGGUUGCCUCCUAGACAGCCCACUGUGGCAUCUCCAGCAGAAGCAGAAGAAGAGAGCCGCCAACAGCCCCGUCCACGAACAAAGAUUUCUGUUGAGGCCCUGGGUAUUUUACAGAGCUUUAUUCAAGAUGUUGGUCUGUACCCAGAUGAAGAAGCCAUUCAAACUUUGUCUGCUCAGCUUGAUCUGCCCAAGUUCACAAUUAUCAAGUUUUUCCAGAAUCAGCGUUACUAUCUGAAACACCAUGGAAAGCUGAAAGACAAUUCUGGCCUAGAGGUAGAUGUUGCGGAAUACGAAGAGGAAGACUUGCCCAAGGAUAUGGAAGCGGAGACUCAAGACAAAAGUACUAGUACUCUUUUUUCAGUUAAGCUCGAAGACAAUUUGUCUGGAGAAAGGAACACUGACAUUACUGCAGACCUGAAUGACUUAUCCUAAAGUAUUAUUUUUGUUCAUAAGUUAAAUUGGUAUUACUAAUUCCUAUUCCAUCCUAGGUACUUUCAGUAACUUUCUGUUGUACAUGGUAGGGCCCAAUGAAUCUUGGGGAAAAAUAAA